Caenorhabditis sp. 36 PRJEB53466 is the source of this 1491-nucleotide messenger RNA. The record is from the annotation of a GenBank genome assembly. Lineage: Eukaryota; Metazoa; Nematoda; Chromadorea; Rhabditida; Rhabditidae.
AUGGGUCGCAAAAACAAGGGAAAAAGUGUGGCGGAGCCGGUCGCCAAACAGUUGGCAGUCAUCAAUUUGAGCAUCGGACAGCUCGAAACGUUCUGUGAUAAACUGCUCGUGGUCCAAGCGGGCAAGUACAAUUGGUAAGGGGGGGGCAUACCGAAAUAAUAUUGUAGUUUUGGUUUUGUAACGGGAAAACGACGAUUUCACCACUUCCGCUUCCCAUAGAGAGCUCUUAUUUGUAUGUAUACAAAAAAUGAUGUCAUAUUUUCCCCCUCCAAAAACAAUCAAAACAACCAUUUCUCAGGACGGUGCACGUCUACCGGGGCGUGUUUUUCCGCUCGACCUACCUCGUCUUCGACCUCUACUGUCACUGUUCGCAGUCGAAUUGGAGCCUCGAGGCGGAGGCGCUCGUCUCGAUCGCCAAGAAGACAUCGCACCGGAUGGAGCACCACUUUGAGAACAAACGGAACUGCGUCGCGUGUCCGCCGCUGAUCGCGUGGGCGGAUUUGAUCGAUCCGGCCAACGGGUACCUGGACGGCGAGGGGAACGUCGACUUCGAGGUCGACAUUUCGGAGGUUCCGAAGAAGGUCUGGCGCAAUGCGGCCGCCAUUUCGAAGGAGUAUCCGGGCAUCCGGAACCUCGAGAUCAACGUCGGAAAGUCAAAGUUCUUCUUGAACAAGGAGGUGAGUCGGAGUGUUCAGUCGGGUGCCAAGCGAGGAGCAGCGGUAAUUUCUGAAAAUUAGAAAUCGGUUAGAGUGGGUUCUCAUCAGGUUUUUUUUCGGGUUUCCUAUAAGAUCUCCGUUUUUUUUUUGCAGUUAUUGGCUCACACGUCCGUUUUCUUCAACUCUGAACUCGAGAAGGGAAAGUUCAAAGAGAACGAGGCGUACAUUCUCGAAGAAAUCUCGCCGAUGGACUUCAAACUCUACCUGGACCUCGUCUAUCUUCCGAAACAGUACUUCUCAGGUAACCUACACCAUUUCAUACUUUUAAAAACUGUUUUCUCUUGCAGCGUACUGCGCAAAGGACAUGUUGGAGGUGGCGAAUCGCUUUCAGAACACGGAAAUUGUGAUGACGUGUCAGAAUGUGAUUCUCGAAGAUUUGAAGGAGAAUAAGUUGAGCAGCAAGGAUAAGGCCAAACUGGCGGAAGUGUACGACUUGGCCACCGUCAAAGUGAGUCACCAACUUUUUGGCUACCGUAAUCCCACUAAUUUCCAGGAGCUGUUCAAGCCAGAGGCGCUCGUUCCGCACUCGAGAAGACCGCGUUUCAUGGCGCCCGAGGAUCCGAGAAAUCUUUCAGAGGACAUGGACCUCGGCGGCUUCUUCCCGCCCACAAUCAUCCACAAACAUCUCGAGACGUGUCCGAUAGGCCAAAUCGAGCGGAAUCAGGAAGAAGAAGAAGAAGAAGAAGAAGAAGAAGGAGGAGGAGGAGGAGUGGAAGAGGAAGAGGAAGAAUUCGAUCAAACGAUUCCAUCGACUUCCGGUCUCACCAACUACUAA